Messenger RNA from Austrofundulus limnaeus, 2055 nucleotides. Its product is annotated as kynureninase. Gene Ontology annotation, cellular component: cytoplasm. Gene Ontology annotation, biological process: NAD+ biosynthetic process. Gene Ontology annotation, molecular function: pyridoxal phosphate binding; kynureninase activity. Bases 1 to 1950 code for a protein of 649 amino acids. The transcript is spliced from 12 exons. Lineage: Eukaryota; Metazoa; Chordata; Actinopteri; Cyprinodontiformes; Rivulidae. The record is from RefSeq and is a predicted model, not a curated record.
AUGAGGCGGCCUCACCCGACAGAGGGCGACGAGACCCAGUUUCUACUGUAUCUAAACCAGGAGGAGGAUGAUGUUUUGGAAAUGGAGCAGGAGGUUCUCAGUCUGUCCGAGGACGACGAGGAGCCGUACCCAGCUCACUCCACCCCCGCUGCUGCGAAGGUGGACCAGGAUUCGUCCUUCUGGUCCCUGAGCCACCGAGCUGCUGCUAAACUGGAGCACCGUCUGCCCAUGUUCCCGGACUUUGUGUCGGAGCUGACAUCUUCCUGGAGCAAACCGCUGUCCAUCCGCCCCUUCGUGCCUGGACAGGGUCAGUACUUGGAUGUGGAAGGGGCAGAUCAAGCAGGCCUGGUGAGCAUCCCUCUGAUGGAGCCACCUUUAGCCACUUAUUUGGCUCAGUCUCACAACCAGGUUGUGAGCGGGCCCACCCUGUUCCCUUCCAAGGUCUGCAGAUUCUCUUCGGCACAGCUGGAGAAGAUCUACAAAGCCCAAGGUAACACUGCCCUUGCGCUGAGCUCCUUCACUAUGCUUCAGACUUUCCAGGCCAUGGACUUGGCUGAACUGGCAGCUCAGAUGUUGCAGGAAAACCCUCUUUUACCCCUGCUGAACGAGAUCAGACUGGUGUCAGACCACAUUCUGCGUGUGUCCCGCUGUGCAGCGCUGGCUCUGGGGAAAGGAAUGGUUUCCACUGUGGUGGCGCAGAGGCACCUGUGGCUAACGUUCUCUGACGUUCCCGACAAGGACAGAGUGGCUUACUUGGAUGAACCGAUAACGCCUACAGGACUGUUUGGUCAAGUGCUUGACGUCAUCCAAACCAAAUUUGAACAGAGGAAGAAACAGGCUGAGGCAUUUCGCUGCAUCAUCCCCAGACGCGACUCGAGGCCCAAGGCCCCAAGCACAUCCAGGUCUGGAUCUCCCCUCACCUUCAGCACGCAGCGAUGCAGAGCAAAAACUGAGGAAGUAGCGCUGAUGAACGGUCUAACAGUAAAUCUACAUCUUCUAUUGCUUUCUUUCUACAAACCGAAUACAAUGCGGCACAAAAUCCUUAUGGAGGACAAGGCCUUCCCUUCAGAUCAUUAUGCUGUAGAGUCUCAGAUCCGCCUGAGAGGAUUUGACCCUCAGCUCAGCAUGAUGUUGCUGUCUCCAAGACCGGGAGAAGACACCCUGAGGACUGAGGACAUCCUGGAGGUGAUUCAGAAGGAGGGAGACAACAUUGCUGUGGUGAUGUUCAGCGGAGUUCAGUUUUACACUGGCCAACUGUUUGAUAUGCGUGCCAUCACAGAGGCUGGACACAAAAAGGGUUGUUUUGUAGGAUUUGAUUGUGCCCACGCUGUAGGAAAUGUUGACCUGAAGCUGCAUGACUGGGGCGUUGACUUUGCCUGCUGGUGCUCCUACAAGUAUUUAAAUUCAGGCGCUGGUGGACUUGCUGGGGCGUUUGUUCAUGAAAAACACAAAGACACUAUAAAGCCCAGGCUGUUGGGAUGGUGGGGACAUGACCUGACAACCCGCUUCCAGAUGACUAAUGUGAUGGAGCUGCAGCCUGGAGUGAGAGGUUUCAGACUGUCAAACCAACCAAUUUUUCUUGUCUGCUCCCUGCAGGCCAGCUUGGAGGUCUUUAACAUGACCAAUAUGCAGGCACUGUGCAGCAAAUCUGUACUCCUUACUGGCUACCUGGAGUACCUGAUUAAAUACUUCUACACUAAGGAUCUGUCCAAGCCUCACGUCCACAUCAUCACACCCUCAGACCCUCAACAGAGAGGCUGCCAGCUGUCACUCUCCUUCUCUGUCCCCAUAAGGAGAGUCUUCCAGGAGCUGGAAAAGAGGGGAGUUGUUUGUGACAUGAGAGAGCCCAGUGUUCUACGGAUUGCUCCAGUCCCACUCUACAACUCCUUCAGAGACAUUCGUCGAUURGUUGAUAUACUGGGAGAAGCUCUUGCAACAAGCAACAGCUGAAGAGUAGAUGAAGAAAGCUUGAAGGUUUAAGAGUUUCUGUUUGUAUUGAUGGAUAAAGACAUGCAUGAAACCAAACCAAAUAAAUGCUAGAAGCAUAAAAUAAAA